This is a messenger RNA of Colletes gigas, 813 nucleotides long. Its product is annotated as WAS/WASL-interacting protein family member 1-like. The transcript has 2 exons. The record is from RefSeq and is a predicted model, not a curated record. Lineage: Eukaryota; Metazoa; Arthropoda; Insecta; Hymenoptera; Colletidae. Bases 28 to 813 code for a protein of 261 amino acids.
GAAUCAGUGUGCUCACUGUCGACCAACAUGAACAGCACAGAGAAGCUGAAAAUCUUACUUUUCUGCGGUUUGGUGCUGUCCGCCGCGGCAGGAGAGACGAAAAAGGCCACGGAGUCGAAAGUCCAGCCGAACGAAUCGAAAACGAAACGCGGCUUAGAGCUGAGCCUUGGUGAACACAGUUUCGGAGGAGGAUUCGGAGGAGGUUACGGAGGAGGUUACGGAGGUGGAGGUGGAGGAGGUUACGGAGGUGGAGGUGGAGGCGGCUUCGGAGGAGGCUACGGCGGAGGUAGCGAGACGGUAUCCGCGGAUCACGUAAAGGCGGUCACGGUUACAAAGACGGUCCAUGUGCCGGAACCGAUUCCGUACGAGGUCACGAAGCACGUGCCCUACCCCGUCAAAGUACCGAUUAAAGUACCGUACGACAAACCAGUCCCCGUCCACGUGCCACAACCUUAUCCAGUAACCGUCGAGAAGCACGUACCCUACCCGGUCGAGAAGCCAGUACCUUACCCUGUCAAGGUUCCUGUCAAGGUGCCCAUAGGCGUGCCGUAUCCGGUCAAGGUACCCGUCAAGGUGCCGUACACGGUGUCAAAGCCAGUACCCUAUCCCGUUAAAGUGCCCCUGGUCGUGAAGGAGGCUGUACCCGUUGUCGUGGAGGAACAUGGAGGAGGAGGAUACGGCGGUGGAUUCGGCGGUGGAUACGGGGGCGGCGGUGGAUACGGAGGCGGCGGCGGCGGCGGCGGCGGCGGCGGCGGCUACGGCGGUGGACACGAACUCAGCGGUUUCGAUCUCGGCAGUUACGGGCACCAUUGA